Messenger RNA from Gasterosteus aculeatus aculeatus (three-spined stickleback), 1256 nucleotides. RefSeq names its product dynactin 3 (p22) (gene dctn3). Gene Ontology annotation, biological process: cytoskeleton-dependent cytokinesis. Gene Ontology annotation, cellular component: dynactin complex. NCBI's taxonomy places the organism in Eukaryota, Metazoa, Chordata, Actinopteri, Perciformes, Gasterosteidae. The record is from RefSeq and is a predicted model, not a curated record.
UUUGUUUGAUGUCCAAAUAUCUAAGAUUUACCGUUUUGUAAACUACGCGCUUUGUUCGAAAGCACCCAUUGAAGCUAGCGGACGCGUCAUCAACGUGCGACGUCUCUUGUAAACUACUUUCUGUAUUUUAUCGUGUCAACUGUAGCUUGAAGAAUGGAUAAAACAUCGGACGCUGACAACCUGGAAGUGCGUCUCCAGGCGCUGGAGAGUCAGAUAUACGGCGAGAGACGAAACAAAAGUGGAAAACCCGUCAAGUGCGCGGAGUCUCUGGCCAGGAUCCAGGCUGGUUUGACCAAUACGGCCAACAAGCGGGAACGAGUGAAGAUCCUGCACAAGAAGAUUGAGGACCUGCUGAAGUACCUGGACCCCCAGUUCACCGACCACAUCACUGUACCGGAUGCAAUGAAGCUGGAGUUCAUCCUUGCGGAAGAGGACUUCCUGCUUUCCCAGGCUGCUUUGCUGGAGCAGGUCAGCAACAUGCAGCCGCUGCUCGACAGCACCUACAUCAGAGAUGUACCAGAACACGCCACUAAGCUCCAGCGCCUGUCACAGAUCCACAUCAAAGAGCAGGACCAAACUGAAGCUCAGGCCCUGGAGGUGAAGAAGCUUUUUGAGGAAUACAACAAAAUGAUGUUCCUGCUGUCUAAGCAGUUCACCCAGUGGGACGAGACCCUGAGGAAGGUGGAGGAGACCAAGGGCGUUCGGCCUGUGGAGUAGCUGCUGUCAUCACACUCACACACUUCUGAUGAGGAUGUCGAAGACGAAGAGGACUCGACUGCGCUUGGAGCUUUAGGCGUAUUCAGCUAUUCUUUUCUUCCAAUAACUCAGAACCGAAGUGAGGGGAGAAAAAGGAUAACAUUUCACUUAUUUAUAUCAUGUCAGCCGGUGAGGAUAUCCUUAGUUUCCGAGAAUUCUCCAACCCAGACUAGUUAUCUCGCUUAAGGGGAAAUUAAAAUCCUCGCCAGGGUCGGGGGAACGUACUCCGGUCACGUGACGAGCCAUCCAUUUUCAGACAACGGAGCAUUUUGUGCUCGCGUAUUGACUCAACUUAUGACUCAUUCCAACGCUGCUUCCCUCAUACAAGCCAGUCACAUGACGGCUGUUUCACCUCCACACACACACACACACACACAUCAACUUCAUAUGUCCUGUCUGGAUGCCUCCUGGCAUUGUAAAAACUGAAAAUAGCUCUUUUUUUUCUUUCAAAUGUUCUGGUUCUAAAUUGUUCUCAAUCACAAUAAAUAUCAAUAAUAUUA